Belonocnema kinseyi is the source of this 1194-nucleotide messenger RNA. Its product is annotated as tyramine receptor 1. The transcript is spliced from 2 exons. Gene Ontology annotation, biological process: adenylate cyclase-activating adrenergic receptor signaling pathway. The coding region runs from base 1 to 1194 and encodes 397 amino acids. NCBI's taxonomy places the organism in Eukaryota, Metazoa, Arthropoda, Insecta, Hymenoptera, Cynipidae. Gene Ontology annotation, cellular component: membrane. The record is from RefSeq and is a predicted model, not a curated record. Gene Ontology annotation, molecular function: octopamine receptor activity.
AUGAAAAACAAUUCAGCGAAAGGGACGAUGGGAGAGGUCUACGACGGAGAUGGUGGUUGUCAUUCCGGGGAGGAAGAAACCGGUUCAAAUCUACCGCCCUGGGAGGCAGCAGCGGCGGUUCUAACCCUCGGGUUUUUGGUGCUAGCAACAGUUCUCGGCAACGCCCUCGUGAUUUUAAGUGUCUUCACCUACCGACCACUGCGGAUCGUACAGAAUUUCUUUAUCGUCUCUCUCGCAGUAGCCGAUCUCGCAGUCGCAAUCCUUGUGAUGCCUUUCAACGUAGCCUACUUGCUACUCGGGAAGUGGAUCUUUGGAAUCCACCUCUGCAAGCUCUGGCUCACCUGUGACGUACUUUGUUGUACAGCCAGUAUCCUGAACCUCUGCGCCAUCGCCCUCGACCGAUACUUCGCCAUAACGGAUCCCAUCAACUACGCCCAGAAGCGAACCCUAAAACGAGUCCUGGCGACAAUAGCCGGAGUCUGGGUAUUAUCAGGAGCCAUCAGUUCACCACCUCUGGCUGGCUGGAACGACUGGCCCGAGGAACUGGAACCUGGAACACCCUGCCAACUGACUCAAAGACAAGGCUACGUCAUCUACUCAGCUCUAGGUUCCUUCUUCAUUCCACUAUUGCUCAUGACUCUCCUUUAUCUGGAGAUCUUCCUAGCCACUCGAAGGCGGCUACGUGAAAGGGCUAAACAAAGCCGACUAGGUGUAGUCCAAUCUGCCAGGCAUCGGGAAACUGAUGACGCGGAGGAGUCCGUCAGCUCUGAGACGAAUCACAAUGAGAGAUCGACGCCAAGGUCGCAACCUAAACCUUCGCUUAUCGAUGAUGAACCUACGGAAGUGACGGUUGCUUGUGCUACUGGACACACGAGACGUGGCGGUCCCGGGAUUACCACGACAUCUACGACUGUUUAUCAAUUCAUCGAGGAAAGACAGAGGAUCUCCUUGUCGAAGGAGAGACGAGCCGCGAGGACGCUGGGGGUCAUUAUGGGAGUGUUUGUUGUUUGCUGGCUGCCCUUCUUCCUGAUGUAUGUAAUUGUUCCUUUCUGUCCGUCUUGUUGUCCCUCUGACAGAAUGGUUUACUUCAUCACCUGGUUGGGAUACGUUAACAGUGCUCUUAACCCGGUUAUUUACACGAUUUUCAACCUCGACUAUAGGAGGGCUUUCAGGAGGCUUCUUCAUCUUGGAUAA